UAGUAGGAAGGGCACAUAACCCAAUGCCAUGUGGUGCGUCUGGAGUAUUACGGUAAAAGAUUGAGAGGCAGGCUACUCCAUCAAAGAAAUUAUCAUGGGCAAGAAGUUGAAAGUUGGAAAGGCAAGAAAGGAUAAAUUUUAUCAUCUUGCAAAAGAAACAGGUUAUCGAUCAAGAGCAGCAUUCAAACUUAUCCAACUCAACCGCAAAUAUGAAUUCCUGCAAAAAUCCCGUGUCGUGAUCGACUUGUGUGCUGCCCCAGGUGGAUGGCUUCAAGUGGCAGCAGAGCACACACCUGUGUCUAGCCUUAUUGUUGGAGUGGAUCUGGUUCCAAUUCGUCCCAUUCAUCGUGUAAUCACCCUUCAGGAAGAUAUUACCACAGAUAAAUGUCGACAGGAUUUAAAGAAGGAAUUACAGACCUGGCAGGCUGACUGUGUGUUAAAUGAUGGUGCACCGAAUGUUGGCAAAAGCUGGGUUCAUGAUGCUUAUCAGCAAGCUGAGCUGACACUACAUGCUUUAAAGCUUGCUACCGAAUUUCUUCGCAAAGGAGGCUGGUUUGUGACCAAGGUUUUCCGCUCAAAGGAUUACUUCUCAUUAAUGUGGGUCUUUCAACAGCUUUUUAAGCAUGUCUUUGCAACCAAACCACAGGCUUCAAGAAAUGAGUCUGCAGAAAUUUUUGUUGUUUGUGAGAACUACCUUGCACCAGAUAAACUUGAUCCCAAGUUUCUGGACCCAAAGUAUGUCUUUAAAGAUGUUGAAGAAGAUGUUAAACAGACCAUCAAUCUCAUACAUCCCGAGAAGAAACAGAGGCAUCGUGAGGGCUAUGCAGAAGGUGAUUACACAUUGUACCAUGUUUUGAAUGCAUCAGAAUUCCUGAAGAGUGAAGAUUUCUUGGAAAAACUCGCAGCUUCAAAUGAGAUUGUUUUGGAUGAAACAAGAAUAUCGGAGCAUCCUGCAACGACCAUAGAGAUUAAGGAAUGUUGCAAGGACAUUCGCGUUUUGGGGAAAAAGGAUAUUAGAUCUCUUUUGUCAUGGAGAAAAGUGCUCAUAAAAGACUUUCAAAAAGCAGAAGCUGAGCAAGAACAAGCUAAAAAUGAAAGUGCAGAAGGAAAAGCUGAAGAAGAGUUGAGUGAGAAUGAAGUUGAAGAACAGGAAAUGCAAGAAAUUUUGGCCAAAGCAAAUGAAGAAGAGCUUAAACAGCUUAAAAGGAAAAAGAGGAAGACAAGAAAAAUGCAGUCUAAACUGCGCCAGAAAAUGGACUUAAAGAUGAUCCUUCCUAAUGAUCGUGUUGACUAUGGUGAUGAUGCUGGUGUUUUCAGUCUUAAUAAGAUCCGUAAUCAACAGCAAUUAGAUCAAGUUCAGGAGGGAGAUCUGAGCUUCAUGGAUAAAGAUAUUUUGGAAGAAGAAGAAGAAGAAGAAGAGAGUGCCCAAAAGAAACAAAGACUGAUGGCAGCAUAUGAUCGCGCUUCUAAAGAUCAUCUUGAUGAUGGAGAUUACUCAAGUGGUGAGGAGGGAGAGGAAGAGCCAGAGUUUGAUGAUGAUGACAACUUCCCUGAAGAGACAAAAGAUAUAGGCGAUGACUCGGAUGGUAACCCACUGGUAGUGGAUUUGGAAACAAGGAGCAGCCGGACCAAAAAUCGAAUAGCCUCAUGGUUUAAUAAGGAGGUAUUUGAUGGUCUGGAAAAAGAAGAAGAUGAGGACAUUGAAGUUGAGCAGAUGACAGCAGAUUAUGAAAAGCAAGGUGGAACUGUUGUUGCUAAAAAAGAAGAACAAAAGUCAUCAACAAAGAAAGUUCACUUUGUCUCUGAAGACUCACAAGAGGGUCUGUCCUCUGAUUCAGAUCAUGAUUUGAAUUCUGAUUCUGACUCAGAUUAUGAAAUUGAGGAAGUCAUAAAACCUGAAUUGCGAGGGUCAAAAGAUGCCAAAAUUGAUCAGAAAGCUGGAUUUGAAGUGGUCCCUAUUGAUGAAUCAAAAAAGUUGGACCCUACUGGUCUUGCAGUAGGAGCAGCUAUGACACACUCCAAGAAAAGAAAGCGAGAGAUCAUUGAAAGUGCCUACAACAGGUAUAUGCGUGACGAUGAAAACCUUCCAGACUGGUUUGUCAAGGAUGAGGCUCGACAUUGUCAAAGGCAGCUUCCUGUUACCAAGGAAGAAGUACAAGAAUACAUGAUGAAGAAGAAAGCUAUAAAUGCACGUCCCAUCAAGAAGAUUGCAGAAGCCAAAGCCCGGAAGAAAAGAAAGACGAUAAAGAGGCUGGAAAAAGCUCGUAAAAAGGCAGAAGUUAUUAGUGAUGCUGUGGAUGUAUCUGAUAAAGAAAAAAUGCAUCAGAUCAAACAGAUUUAUAAAAAGGCAGGGCUCCUUAAGAAUCAGAAGCAAGAAGUGACUUAUGUGGUAGCUAAGAAAGGAUCGGGCAAGCGCGUGAGACGUCCUCCAGGCGUGACAGGAAAAUUCAAAGUUGUGGAUCCAAGAAUGAAAAAGGAUAAACAAGCCAGCAAGACAAAAAAACAGACUGGGAAAGGCAAGGAUAGAAAGAAGAGAAGACAGCGUUAAAGAUGUAGCAUGGGUAUAGUGAUAAAAUGUGAUUUGCUUUUAUGCUUUGUCUUGCACAGUGGGUUACCAACACAUGAAGACUACAUUGUCUACUUCGUAAAUUCUGCUGAUACCUGCCGAUAGUCCAAAGGCUAAAUACAAAAUAUAAUCUCAAUGAUUGGAAAGUUCAUUUGACAUUAACCAAAAUAACUUAUUGAUGCAUUUAUCUUGUUGAUGGAGGUACAGCCAGCUUCAGCCUGGUGAGCUCAACUUUGGAGUGGGGUUAUAAAGGAAUAUGUUUUAUGCCUACAAUUUAAAAAAAAAGCAGCUAGCGUUACCUUGGUGGCUUUUUUUUAAAGUUGAGUUUUGUUUUUUAGGCACAUGCCUCAGUUCUUUAUGUAAAAAUACUUCAUACAAAUCCAGGUGAUAAAUGCCUUCCAAUGUCUGGUGCCUGUUCAAGCCAACCCAUCGUUUGAAAGUUGUUAGCUAUAGUGUUGUUUUAACAGAUGGGCAUCACCAUAAGAAUUAACCAUGAAGUCUCUUUAUCUCUGGUACUGGUCAUCAACUGGUGUUGGUCAAGUAAUGAAUGCUUGAGCAAGGUUUAACUACCUCUUAAAGUAACUGAAGAUUACAAGUUGUGGCCACUAAUUAUUGGUGAGUUGCAAUACCUACAAUUUUUAACACUAGACAGUGUACCAUAAAUUUCAUAUUGUAAGUUGCGACUUACAUAAGCAAUGCAGCAUGUUUCGAUUAGCUCCAUGUUUAAGUGCUAACUGUUCAGAUUUUAAAAUUGAAGCUCCAUACAAUUGAAGCAUUCAGAUCGAUUGACUCAUACUGAAAUGUGAAUGGGUCAGAUUUCAAGUUGCAUGUGAAUAUAUGGUGUUGCAUGAAGUACUUUUUAAAAAUGCAAUAAAUCGGUCAAAAUCAAAUAAAAA
Molecule: messenger RNA, 3462 nt
Organism: Pomacea canaliculata
Lineage: Eukaryota; Metazoa; Mollusca; Gastropoda; Architaenioglossa; Ampullariidae
Product: pre-rRNA processing protein FTSJ3-like
Exons: 20
Coding region: 95-2548 (817 amino acids)
Biological process (GO): maturation of 5.8S rRNA from tricistronic rRNA transcript (SSU-rRNA, 5.8S rRNA, LSU-rRNA); maturation of LSU-rRNA from tricistronic rRNA transcript (SSU-rRNA, 5.8S rRNA, LSU-rRNA); rRNA methylation
Cellular component (GO): preribosome, large subunit precursor; nucleus; nucleolus
Molecular function (GO): rRNA (uridine-2'-O-ribose)-methyltransferase activity; rRNA (guanine) methyltransferase activity
Source: RefSeq, a predicted model, not a curated record